UUUCUCUUUAAAUUCAAUUAACUAAAAAGAAAAAAAACAUAUCAGUGUCUAGAUGUGUUUUGUUGCUAUCUCAAGCACGAAUCGAGUUUGGAGCAUGCGUGCAUUUUGAUUCUAAAAAAAAAAAAAAAAAAAAACUGUUACUCAGCCAUUAAACUUUAAUGAAAAACCUGCAUGAGAGAUCUCCGCGGCCUACAUUACGCCGUCAGUAAGGCGCAGGUGAACGUGAGAGAGGCCCGCUCCAACCUAAUUCCCGGCUACUGUCUGAGGCUAAUCUGCACUGAAGCUUUAAUUAUAUAUAGGGCUGGUCUUUUAUUAACAAUGCGGGGACGCACGCUUGGAUCCGUGUAAUUACCAGAAAAGCAGCUUACAGUUGCUCUUUUCCUCUCCGCUAAGCGCAUUGGCGCAGCUCAGGCUGCAUUCUCCUUCUGUCCUUUUCCGUGUGUAAGGAUCUUAUGUGACUCUUAAGUAGCUGCUCCGUAAGUGCUGAGCCGAUUUGAAGAUAAGGGGAGCAGGAGAGGUCCUCCUUCCACGCAGGAGGUCACCCAAAAAAAAAAAAAGAAAAGAAAGAAAAAAGAAAUCCGGUAGAGGAGGCCGGACGCGCAGAAGAAGGGCUCAGACUGAUUUCACUUUCGCAGCUUCCAGGGAUGGAGUCGAUGCCCGGACAUCUUGGAGACGCGGGACGAGACGCCAGCUCUUCCCCGAGUUUGAAGCAGGACGCUCAGAGCUUUUCCAGCCCAAACUCCCUCAAACCGAACCAAGUGAGUGAGACCUCCCUGUACGGGGUGCCCAUCGUGUCUCUGGUCAUAGAUGGGAAAGAGAGACUCUGCCUGGCGCAGAUUUCCAACACCCUGCUGAAGAACUACAGCUACAACGAGAUCCACAACCGCCGCGUGGCUCUGGGCAUCACCUGCGUGCAGUGCACGCCCGUCCAGCUGGAGCUCCUGCGGCGCGCCGGGGCGAUGCCCAUCUCGUCCAGGCGCUGCGGCAUGAUCACCAAACGGGAGGCCGAGCGGCUCUGCAAGUCGUUCCUGGGGGCGCACAGCCCCCCGAAGCUGCCGGAGAAUUUCGCCUUUGACGUGUCACACGAUUGCGCGUGGGGCUGCAGAGGCAGCUUCAUCCCCGCCAGAUACAACAGCUCCAGGGCGAAGUGCAUCAAAUGCAGCUUUUGCAACAUGUAUUUCUCCCCGAACAAGUUCAUCUUUCACUCCCACCGCACCCCGGAGUCCAAGUACCUGCAGCCGGACGCGGCAAACUUCAAUUCGUGGAGACGACACCUGAAACUGACGGAAAAGAAGCCGUCUGAGGAUAUAAACCACGCGUGGGAGGACGUUAAGGCCAUGUUCAACGGGGGGAGUAGGAAAAGGACUCUGCCCAUGAGCGGGUCGGGGAUGUCCUCGUCGCUGAAGUCGCAGGCCUCGUCCAGCUUGGCUCCAACUAGCUCCCCUGAGAUCCCUCACAAAACUUUACGGUGCGACGAGGAGCAGGGAAGCAAUAACUUAAGCUUGGCGGGCGGCGCGCGGAGCUACCCGGUCAUCCCGGUGCCCAGCAAGAGCUUUGGCAUGCUCCAGAAGAUCCCCCCACCCCUGUUCCCUCCCCACCCGUAUGGCUUCCCCAGCUACGGGCUGUGUCAGAAAAAGAGCGACGGGGUGACUGACGGUAGCAAGCCCGGUGUUCCCGGGGUGUUUUGGCCCGGCGCAAAGGACACCCUUUACCCAGCUUUCCCCAUGUUCUGGCCCGCAGCCGGUGGGCUCCCCAUGCCGCCCUAUCCGGGCUCCCCGCCCAAGCCUCCGGCAGAGCGUCCGGGCGUCCGGCAAGCUGAGUUGGACCUGUCUGACCAAAGCGACCGGGGCGCAAACACACCCAAAGACACAACCCCGCACCCCCACCACGAGCGCAGCCCCAGCUCCCAAUCCUCCUCCACCAGGAACGACGAGGAUAAGUCCGGGGACGAGGCCUCCCAGAGGAAGAUCAGCUACAUCUCGGCCUUCAGGCCCGUGGUCAAAGACGCGGAGACCAUCGCCAAACUCUACGGCAACCGGGACGGGUUCGGCGUGCGCCCGGGCUACCUGUCCCCGGAUUUCAUCAGCGAGAGCUCCAGCUACAGGUCGGCUUCUCCGGACAGGGACAGCGUGGUGGACGACGAAGACGACGACCCGGACGUGGACGUAGAGUCCAACCGGGGUCCAGAGGAAGAGGAGUCGAUCCUGAUCUCCCCCGGUGGGGACCCGCGGGGUUCCCCCGCUCUCGAGCGGGUCUGUUCUGUUGCCGAGGAGGCCCAGGAGCGGCCCGACGGCGCCUCCAGCCCCGGGGCAUCUGGGGCAUCACCGCAGGGCUCGUCGGAUGAGGACCGGCAGAUGCGCAACGGCUCCCCUCUUCAUGAGGUGUACCCACAUGAAAAGGACGGCCCGGUGCUCCUCCUGAACCAGCCUCCUUCCUACGGCUCCAAGCAGUCCAGCAGACCCAGCGGCGUCCAUCACAUGACCGAAAUACAAACGCAGCGCGGUUCAGCGUCCUACCCAGAGCAGAAGGACAGACAAGGUGAUGGAGCUUUACGCAUCGACAUCAGCGUCCAUGAGAGAGAUCUGGAGAAUAUGGCCAAAGAGGAGUUGCAGAAGCAGCUGGUGGAGCAAGUGGAGCUGAGGAAGAAGCUGGAGAGAGAAUUUCAGCAUCUGAAAGAUAAUUUCCAGGAUCAAAUGAAGCGUGAGCUUUCCUACAGAGAGGAGAUGGUCCAGCAGCUGCAGAUUGUUCGAGACACUUUGUGCAGCGAGUUGGACCAAGAGAGAAAGGCUCGUUAUGCAAUACAGCAGAAGCUGAAAGAAGCUCACGACGCCCUUCACCAUUUCUCCUGCAAGAUGCUCACUCCCCGUCAGUGCACCGGAGCCUGCACCUUCAAGCCGCCCCUGCUGCCCCCUUAGUGCCAGCGCACCCCAGCAGCCCGAGGAAACACACGCACACACUCACAGGUCCGGCCUCGAGAGCCUUCAUGUGUUCACGUCUCCCACCUGGAACCCUGGGACUGCUGCUGCUGUGUGGAUACACCUCUGAGAGAAUCCAUCAAGGCUCCGGAGGAGACGGACUGGGCCGCGGCCUCUCCUCCAAAGAACCGGACUCUUGUGUUAAAGAGGAAACGUGAGCUUCACGCUGCGAACCGGAGGACUGCUGAUCCGAAGCUGUGAAGCUCAAACCAAGGAACGAAUGGAAACUGUUUGCUCUUUCACUACUCUGAAGAGAAAAAUACUACAUUAUAUACAUACAAAUAUAUAUAUACAUAUAUAUAUAUGUCAUGUGACAAUGUGCAAUGCUUGUAUUUAUUAUGACAUUAAGUUAAAAAAAACUCAUUUGUUAGAUUCUGUUGCAUCUUUGAAUAUGUUUUUACAUGUAUUUGUAAUUUAUCUUGGGUUUGUACACCGUGUUUGUCAUGAAGCACUUUAAACGGACGACAUUUCCAAACACCAAAACUAAAACAAGUUUCAAUUCGUCUUUGUGUGUCACAAACGCAGCACGUAGUAACGAGCACUUAGCACAGCGACCCCUUCAGGUUUUCACUUCAGACUGUAAAGAAAAGUUCUGCAACGAGCUAAAAGGAAGAAGAAGAAGAAGAAGAAAAAAACACACACUGAUGCAUCUGUUUAAGAAUGUGUUUCUCAUUCUUACUUUCUGUUGAAUUUGUCUGUCUCAGCAAACUGAACCAAAACCUUUUUUUUUUUUUCACCUGAAGCGCUUUUUAUACGAACAUUGUUCCAAGUAUGUAAACUAUAAGCUUCUUCUUUUCUUUUUUUUUUUUGUUCUUUCUCAUUCGCUGAACUCGUUCAAAAGAAGAAUCGACUCAAAAGCAGCUCUGAAAGAAUCGACUCUUGCUUUCUGACACAAACGCGCCAUUCUCUCCUGUUCAUCUCUGUACAAAUUCAAAUAAAACCUGAAAAGCUCUCUGGGCUUCAUGUCCCUGA
This is a messenger RNA of Poecilia reticulata (guppy), 3947 nucleotides long. The record is from RefSeq and is a predicted model, not a curated record. NCBI's taxonomy places the organism in Eukaryota, Metazoa, Chordata, Actinopteri, Cyprinodontiformes, Poeciliidae.